Macadamia integrifolia is the source of this 977-nucleotide messenger RNA. RefSeq lists its product as uncharacterized. The transcript is spliced from 8 exons. Gene Ontology annotation, biological process: proteasome assembly. Lineage: Eukaryota; Viridiplantae; Streptophyta; Magnoliopsida; Proteales; Proteaceae. The coding region runs from base 208 to 591 and encodes 127 amino acids. The record is from RefSeq and is a predicted model, not a curated record.
GGCCCUACAUUAGGCUUAGAAAUCUCAACCCUAGCCCAUCCUGGCUUAGGGCGGGCUCGAGCUCGGCGGGCUCGUUUUGGUGUUGAUACCCAUCAACGGUCAACGGAUUUGUUUAUAGGGUCGAAACCCUUAUUUUGCUCAGCUCGAGAAUUUUCUCACUUGAAGCCUAAACAAGCGCUAGGACUUUUAUUACGCUCUCGGCUCUCCAUGUCUGGGGGUCAUCUUUCCGGUGCUCGUUUUCCAGUGCCCCAUAAGCAGCUCUCUUUAGAUAUCAAGGGAAACAAUACGGAUGUGGUAAUAUGCAGCUACGAUGAUCAUUUUCUUGUUAUGGUAACACAGAUAGGAACUAUGGGAACAAUACUGCAUGCCAGGAAGGAGGAAGGGGUAUCAAUCCAUCCAACCUUCAGUGUAUCUGUAAUUUUUGGAAAGCGAGAUGAGCCAAUGCUAGAGGCAUGUGCACACCAGCUGAUUGAAAAUAUAAGUAGCUCUGGUUCUUCCAAGCCAUUGGUCUUAUCUCUUGGCCUUAAAGAUCACUCUGUGGAGACACUGAAGGGCAUUGUUUCUGCUGUUACUGAGAGUCGCCUUUGGUAACUUAAUAAAACCAUAGUCUUGAGGUCUUUCUAUGAGAAGCCAUUGAUUCCAUGUUGUUUCCUUUAUCACUCUGGUGAUUCUAUAUCCUUCCUUGAAUGAAAUCUUCAAGCUUCUAACCAGCAAUGUCAAUCAUAUAGUGAAGCCCCCCUACCCUACCCCAAAAGAUAACCCAAAAGUUAAAGGAAUAGCUGAUUAGAUCAUAUAUACAAUGACAACAUAGGCUUUUAAAGGUGAAGCCUAAGCAUCGAUGAACUGUGUUUUGAUCCAUUGUAUUUUGAACUGCUUGGUAUUAUGAACUGUAUUUUGAUCCAUUGUAUGCCUAAGCAUCGAUGAAUUUGGUGUUUUGAUUUGCAUAUUUCUAUGAUAAUGGCUUUGAGUUUGAGGCA